Molecule: messenger RNA, 2521 nt
Organism: Nanorana parkeri
Lineage: Eukaryota; Metazoa; Chordata; Amphibia; Anura; Dicroglossidae
Gene: RRM1
Product: ribonucleotide reductase catalytic subunit M1
Exons: 18
Coding region: 121-2520 (799 amino acids)
Biological process (GO): DNA replication; deoxyribonucleotide biosynthetic process
Cellular component (GO): ribonucleoside-diphosphate reductase complex
Molecular function (GO): ribonucleoside-diphosphate reductase activity, thioredoxin disulfide as acceptor; ATP binding
Source: RefSeq, a predicted model, not a curated record
GUCACGCAGCCUGGUUUGGCGCGGUUUUUGUUUGUCAGGAAUUGGCGCUCAUUUUACCUCAGAACAGAGAACACCGGCGAGAGGAGAUCCGCCCGAAGGCACCCGGAGAGAGAGAGAAUCAUGCAUGUCAUUAAGAGAGAUGGCCGCCAGGAGCGUGUCAUGUUUGACAAGAUCACGUCCCGCAUCCAGAAGUUGUGUUAUGGACUCAACCCGGAGUUCGUGGAUCCGGCUCAGAUCACAAUGAAGGUGAUCCAAGGAUUGUACAGCGGGGUCACCACCGUGGAGCUGGAUACUUUGGCGGCAGAGACAGCGGCCACCCUGACCACCAAACACCCGGAUUAUGCCAUCUUGGCUGCCCGGAUCGCCGUCUCCAAUCUGCACAAAGAGACCAAGAAGAUAUUCAGUGACGUGAUGGAAGAUCUCUAUAACUAUGUGAACCCCCUGAAUGGCCUUCACUCCCCGAUGGUAUCUAAAGAAACUCUGGACAUUUUCCUGGCUAAUAAAGAUCGCCUCAACUCCUCCAUCAUCUAUGACCGAGACUUCUCUUACAACUACUUCGGCUUCAAGGAUACUGGGUUUUCUCUCCUGAGGAUGAAUAUGACCUGGUGUGCUUCCCUUGCAGUGGCAGAACGUCCCCAGCACAUGCUCAUGAGGGUGUCUGUCGGAAUCCACAAAAACGACAUAGAAGCGGCCAUAGAAACGUACAAUCUGCUGUCUGAGAAAUGGUUCACACACGCCUCUCCCACCCUGUUCAAUGCCGGCACCAACAGACCCCAACUCUCCAGUUGUUUCCUCCUCUGUAUGAAGGAUGACAGCAUCGAAGGCAUUUAUGACACUCUGAAACAAUGUGCUCUGAUCUCCAAAUCUGCCGGUGGAAUUGGUGUUGCCGUCAGCUGCAUCCGAGCCACCGGAAGUUAUAUUGCUGGGACAAACGGUAACUCCAAUGGCUUGGUACCGAUGUUACGGGUAUACAACAACACCGCUCGCUAUGUGGAUCAAGGAGGAAACAAGAGGCCUGGAGCAUUUGCAAUCUACUUGGAGCCUUGGCACUACGAUGUGUUUGAGUUCCUGGAUCUGAAAAAGAAUACAGGGAAGGAGGAACAACGGGCCAGAGAUCUCUUCUAUGCCUUGUGGAUCCCGGAUCUGUUUAUGGAACGUGUGGAAUCUAAUCAGGAUUGGUCCCUGAUGUGUCCCCACGAGUGUCCGGGGCUGGAGAACGUUUGGGGUGAGGAGUUUGAGAAAUUAUAUGAACGGUACGAGAAGGAGGGUCGGGCACGCAAGGUAGUGAAAGCACAACAGUUGUGGUAUGCCAUCAUGGAAUCUCAGACAGAAACUGGCACUCCUUACAUGUUAUACAAAGACGCCUGUAACCGCAAGAGCAACCAGCAGAACCUCGGCACCAUAAAGUGCAGCAACCUGUGUACAGAGAUUGUGGAGUACACCAGUGACGACGAGGUUGCCGUGUGUAAUUUGGCCUCUCUUGCUCUGAACAUGUAUGUGACAUCCGAACGUACAUUCGAUUUUAAGAAACUGGCCGAUGUCACCAAAGUCAUAGUGCGCAACCUAAACACCAUCAUAGAGAUCAACUUCUACCCCAUUCCUGAGGCCGAAUACUCCAACAAGAGGCACCGUCCUAUUGGAAUUGGAGUCCAGGGCCUUGCAGACGCCUUCAUCCUCAUGCGGUACCCAUUCGAGAGUCCAGAAGCUCAAUUGCUGAACAAGCAGAUUUUUGAGACCAUCUAUUACGCUGCUCUGGAGUCCAGCUGUGAGCUGGCCAAGGAGCUCGGUCCCUAUGACACGUACCAGGGGAGUCCUGUCAGCAAAGGGAUCCUGCAGCCGGAUAUGUGGAACGUUACACCCACCGAUCUCUGGGACUGGGCACAACUAAGAGAAAAGAUUGCCAAGCAUGGUAUUAGGAACAGUUUGCUGGUCGCUCCGAUGCCCACUGCGUCCACCGCACAGAUCCUGGGGAACAAUGAAUCUAUUGAGCCCUACACCAGCAACAUCUACACCCGCAGAGUCCUGUCCGGGGAGUUUCAGAUUGUGAACCCCCACCUGCUGAAAGAUCUGACCGAGCGAGGCCUGUGGAACGAAGACAUGAAGAACCAGAUAAUUUCUUGUAACGGCUCCAUACAGAGUAUUCCUGAUAUCCCGGCUGACCUGAAGGAACUCUAUAAGACCGUGUGGGAGAUCUCUCAGAAAACCAUCAUCAAGAUGGCCGCUGACAGAGGAGCCUUCAUUGACCAGAGCCAGUCGCUCAACAUCCACGUUGCCGAACCAAACUACGGGAAGCUGACGAGUAUGCACUUCUAUGGGUGGAAGCAGGGAUUAAAGACCGGCAUGUAUUAUCUCCGAACCCGCCCGGCUGCCAAUCCCAUCCAGUUCACGCUGAACAAGGAGAAGCUGCAGGAGAAAGAUCUGGCCAAAGAGACGAUGGAACAGGAGGAGAGGGAGCGGAAUAAAGCGGCCAUGGUGUGCUCUCUAGAAAACCGUGACGAUUGCCUAAUGUGUGGCUCGUAGG